AUGAGGUGGGGGACUGGGGGACAGGCAGUGGCUGAGGACUCGGGCUUCAUCCUUCGGGCAGCAGGAAGGAAGGCCCCCGCUACCCACCCCACCUGUGGCGGCCGGCGCUGCGAACGGAAAGCCGAGGGCACCAGGCCACCUGUUCCCAGCCUAGGAGUAGCAGGGGGACGGGUCUGCAGCCCCCUCCCCACUUCCUCUCCCCUGCACACUCCAGGCUGUCCUCUGCGAGGCUGUCACUCCAGGAGACACGGGCCUCCUGCCUCUCUUCUUCCCCCACCGCGCAGGGGCAGAGGCUGGGGAGGGUCCUGCAGGGCCAGGAGAGAUGUUCAGUUUUCACCGUUCCUGGGCUGCGACCCCAGCUGGGUGGGUGCGACCUGGUGGGAUGGCCCAAGCCACCCCGGCUUUUGGGCGGCCUCCUGGGUGGCCCCUCGGCCUGCCCCUUGCGUGUGGCCACGGGCAGCCAGCUUUCCGGGCCCCAGUUCGUUGCACAAGUUCCUGGGUCAACAUAAACAACCGCGGUGCACCACAGAGUUCCUGGCCCGGCUUCCUCUCCGCUCUGUGUGCGACCUCCUGACGGAUAAGGAAGUGAAAGAUGGCAGAUGCUUACGGAGCAGUGGGCGCCCACGGAGACGAGCCACGGCCACGCGGGGGUGCAGGGGGACGGCCAGGGUCCUGUCCACAUGGGACUUAGGUCUCAGUUCCAAGGCAAGCUGUGCCCCUGGAACCGGCCUCCAUGCUGCCUGCACCCCCAGCUCCUGCGCUUUGAGGGGCUGCACCGGGCAGAAGUGCCUGGUGUGGGGCCUUCGCCGAGGCAGGUCUCGGCUGGCAGCACCUGCCACAGGCCUGCGCUGGGCUCAGCACGUGCUUUGCAAAACGGCAAGUAAUGCCUGCUCUGUGGAGGAAAAUUGGCCAGUGCGGAGGAGGGAGGAGAGGAAGAAACAGGGCUGGGCCGGCUGGAGAUCCCCGCUUUGGCUGGCAGCUCCCCAGGCCUCCCCCAGGUGGUUCUCACACAGGCGUAGCGGUCGGACAGGACUUCCCAGCACCUGUGGCUUUCCCCAGGUGACAGCAGGCCGAACACCACGUGCUGACAGUGACUCUGAGUUCUCGUCGCCUUUUCCUUUAAAAGAAUGACCUCUCCUUCAGCCCAAACCCUCUCCACACGCCUCAGCCAGCCCACCUCUUCCCUAGCCUCUCCCAGGCUGGCUGUGGCUGGUGGGGGCGCCCGGCUGACUGCCCCACCUAGGGCCCUCUCAUGUCCGUCUGGUUUUGGAUGCUGAGGAGUUUACUGCCCCGGAUGGCAGUUUCCAUACUAGCUCUCUGUCAGCCGCUCUCUGCACCUGUCUGGUAGGUCUCCAGGUACACCCCUGCCCAGCCUCUUCAUGUGGGAGUCCCAGGGGCAGCAGCCGCCGGGGCCAGGCCUUCCGGCCAAGCUCGGAUGCCCGCUCCUUCCAGAGCCUCCUGAUCACCCCAAGUAGAGGAGCUCACAGAGCUGCCCCCAACAACGAGCCUCUUCUCACCCACAGUCUCUUUCACUUUGCAGCAGCUCAGGGCGCCGUCAUUCUCUCCAACUCACAGGGCAGAGGACAGGACAGAGACCCUCACCGGAGGGCACCUGGCCUGGAGGCGUCGCCGCCUUCGGCUCCAACCAGCCCCAUGCCCUGCAAAGCUCCCGAGGGCCAGGCCCACCCAAUGCUGCUCGACUCCGUAGCCUGGCCCAGCGUGGCGGCACAGCUCACAGGAGGCACGGGCCUGUUCCCAGUGCACGGCCCCAACGCUUCCCGCCAUCCGAUUCGGGAUUCGCAUCUCCUGUGUGGGUGCAGGUCCCAGACCCCGGGCCUGCCAGUCCCCACACCAGAGCCACCGAACUCCAAGGGCCCUGUCCUCUCGACUCUCCCACACCCGGUGGGCGGCCCACAUCUCUUGCAUGGCUCUCAGCCUCUCCCCCUGCAGCCCUGAGGGUCUCCCCAUAAUGGCCCUCUUUGGCACUUCCUAAAUCCAAAGAGGCAGCAGAUCUGAGACACGGCAGGGCUGGCCAGGGCUCCUGCAGGGAAGUGGGUCGGGCCCUCCCUUAGGCCUGUGCCCCCAGCCUCCAAUCCCACACCCCCAUCACCCCCAGGUUGCCCUGCAGGUGCUUCGUGUUUGGACAGCUGGAAGCAGAGCUCGGCCUGUGACCUGCCUGGUCCAGCAACUGGCCCUUCUGGAGAGUCACAGCGAGACACACAGCCACAUCCUGUAAACGAAGACCUCGUGUCUGGGAGGUCAGGUAACUUCCCCAAAGCCGGUCUGGCCUCCCAGCCCCAUCCCCAGUCCCAGAGGGGAGGUGGGAUGAAGGCAGGGCUAAGGCCAGGCCGUGGAGGCAGAGGCGCCUGCCGGCCUGCAGGACAGAGGGAGGAAGUGCCUGGGCCUGGGCAGACAAAGGCCCUCAGAUUCACAAGCUGAAGCCCUAGCACCCAGGGCCUCGGCAUGUCACUGUGUUUGAAGACAGGUAAAGGUCGUCAAGGUAAGACAGGGUGGUCCUGAUCCAAUAUGACUGACGUCCUUGUAAGAAGGGGAGAUUGGGACAGACAUGACUGGAGGGACGGCCACGUGAGGACGCCUCAGCGAAAUGGUGUGCAAGAGCGGGAAGUGGGGCCUCAGAGGAGCCAACACUUGGAUCUCGGGCUUCCAGGAGGAUCAGUCCCUGUGGUUGAAACCACCGGGGCCUGUGCGACUCCGUCAUGGCCGCCCCAGCUGACAAAUUUCCCUGACCCACCCCGCCGCAGUGCCACCCAGAAGCUUGGCGGGUGCUGUGACAGGGGCUGGGUCCCUGCUCGGCCCUCGGGUGCCGGGGUGUACCCUAUGAGAGCGGCACAGCCACGGACACGGCCCUCUGCAGUUCCAGGCUCCGAGCACCAUCUGGGACCCCGGUUCCUGAUGUAAGAGGCUCCCCACUGCCGUCCCAUCCUCUGCAAGGUACCUCGGAGAGCGGCUGGAGGCUAACGGGACGAGGCCUGGGUUUUAGGGUCCUGCCUGGGUUUCUGUGUGGCCUGGGGCCACCGUCUUUCUCUCUCUGGUCCCCUCUACUCUCACAUCCCAGGCUGGAUGACUGGGGCCCAGGAGCUGCUCCACGCCUCCUCUGGGCUUCCUGGUCGCACCCCUGGCCUGACAGCCCCUGGGAAGGCCCCGCUCUCCCUCUCGGGGCCCAGCCUGGCUCCUCCUGUUGAGCUGCAGCCCCCCAGGCCUCCUUCCCAAGCGCAUCGGCUCUGACCUCAGGGCUCCCCACAUGCGUUCCCCUCUAGGAAGGGCCCCCGGGGGCUCCCUGAAACUCUCUCCUCCCUAGAACACCUGUUCCUCCUGCACCUCCAUGGGGGGCCGCAUGGGGCUGCUGACCACAGUCUCACGCACAGCCUGGGAGCGCCUGGAGGUUUCGGGGCGGCAGGCGCUCAGUCAGUCCUCGGGUCACCAUGGAUGGCCUUGCUCUGUGAUCCACACUGAGGCCCAGUGGUCAGCUGGGGGGCUGGACAGGAGGCGGCCACUUCCUGGGCUGGUGGUGACUCACAGGUCCGUUUCUGGGAAAACUCCCGCCCACCCCCACUCAAUCCGGAUGGUGCAGAGCUCGGUGUGGGGACCAGCUGUGGGAAGUGCAUUGUGAUUAGGGGCCGCGUCUGGGGGUGGGGAAGGCGGGAGCUGGGG
Molecule: messenger RNA, 3672 nt
Organism: Macaca mulatta (Rhesus monkey)
Lineage: Eukaryota; Metazoa; Chordata; Mammalia; Primates; Cercopithecidae
Source: RefSeq, a predicted model, not a curated record